AUGGCGGAUAUCACUGCGCUCCAAUUACCCGAUACGUCUCCUCCAUGCUUGCCUGCCAGCUUCUCCACAAGCUCUGAUUCUCCUGAGCGAGCCCAGCUGCUCUGGCGCUGCUCCUUUUCCUCGGUGUCCGCGCUAAGGGAGACUUUUUAG
Messenger RNA from Xyrichtys novacula (pearly razorfish), 150 nucleotides. NCBI's taxonomy places the organism in Eukaryota, Metazoa, Chordata, Actinopteri, Labriformes, Labridae. The record is from the annotation of a GenBank genome assembly.